AUGGAGUUACCGCUUAUUUCGAUGACAUCAUCAUCACAGGAAGAAGUUACGAAGAACACCGCUGAAACUUGGAAGCCUUUUCAAGGAGAUCAAGGACUAUGGGUUACAUAUCAGGUUGGAGGAAUGCAACUUUCUAAUGCCAGAGAUUUGUUACUUAGGUUGCAUUAUCGACAAGAGCGGACGCCGGCCGGACUCAAAGAAAAUUUAGGUCAUUCAACAGAUGCCAGCGCUGGAGAGCACAGCGGAUGUUCGUUCAUUCCUGGGCCUAUCAAUUACUACGGAUCAUUCGUAGCAGAGAUGCACAAAUUCUGGGCACCCUUGGAAGCAUUGCUCAAGAAAGAAGCAAGGUCUGAAUAG
Molecule: messenger RNA, 357 nt
Organism: Cylicostephanus goldi
Lineage: Eukaryota; Metazoa; Nematoda; Chromadorea; Rhabditida; Strongylidae
Source: the annotation of a GenBank genome assembly